AGAAGCGCUUAAACCCUUCUACUUGGCGCCAUAGAUUAUAGAGGCUUAGACUGCUGAUUGGUAAGGCUCUCAAGUCCCUGAAAUGGCUACCCAAUUACGUUCUUUCGGCGAACUACUAUCGGUCAAGUCGGAGGGCAAUAUCAAUGGUGCUCUCCCACCCGAUGAGCUUGACCAUGUUCCACUGAUACGUCGCCGGUCCCUGCUACUCGCAAAUAAGCCUUCGAAUUGUUAUUCUGAACCUAGCGCCGUCGAAAGUGGAAUCGGAAAGCGAUUGAUGUCCCAUAUGCUAGUUAAAGAAGAAGACGAGAGCUGUGAUUCACCGGACGUUCUUCCUACAUCUGCAAGGUCUCCCAAACAAGUAGUGCUUGCAGUUUUCGCUCAAAAUCAAAAUCAUGCUGAUAAAGAUUGUGAGCAAGUUCAUUGUAAAGUAUCAUGCAAUAGAAUUGUGGAAAAUUCUGUACUUGAUCCUUGUUUAGAAAAUGGAAAUUCUAUUCAAGAAGUGGGAACCUCUGGAGAUUAUCUGAUUGAGAGUUCAAAGCAAAUAAAAUGUACAGUUUCUAAUAGUGAUGUUGCUCAAGUGGGGAAGCUUGAGGCCAAUAUUAGCAGUUUUCCAGCAAUUUCAACACUUUCAGAAGUUCCUGCAGUAGCACACAUGGGAAAUUCUGGCAACUUGUUGCACUCAAUGGGAAGUUAUAUACAAAACUCUUCUUCUACUGAUGUCCCGACAAUUAAGGACGUUCUUCCUACAUCUGCUUGGUCUCCCAGGAAAAUAGUACUUGCAGUGUUUGCACAAAAACAAAAUCAUGCCCAUAAAGAUUGUGAGGAAGUUCAUUGUAAAGUAUCAUGCCAUAGAAUUGUGGAAAAUUCUGUAAUUGAUCGUUGUUUAGAAAAUGGAAAUUAUAUUCGAGACUUGGGAAUCUGUGAAGAUUGCUUGAUUGAGAGUCCGGAGCAAAUAAAAAUAUCUAAUGGUGAUGUUGCUAAAGUAGGGAAGCUUGAUGCCAAUAUUAGCAGUUAUCCGGCAAUUUCAACACUUUCAGAUGUUCCUGUGGUAGCACACAUGGGAAAUUCUGGCAACUUGUUGCACUCAAUGGGAGGUUGUGUACAAAACUCUUCUGUCACUGAUGUCCCGACUAUUAAGGUGAAAAGUGAGAUCUCUGAUCUCAUUGAUGAUGAUUGUUUAGACCACAUUGUGUUGAAAGAGAGGCAAAGGAUGCUGCUUUCAAGUAAACUGUUGGGAAUGGCAAAACCGGCUCUUGAGAUUAGUUUGGAAGCUUCAUCAGGAAAUGGUAUACAACAGUGUGAUGAAAAUCAAAAGGAACAAACUCCUGAUGUUAUUGGAGUAUCAUUAAUGGCUAAAAAUGAUGACAGGAUGUGUUCGUCCAUGGAGUUCAAUUCAUGUGAAAGGCAGGAUAACAUGCUUGUAUACACAAAUGACAUUAGUAGUUCAUCUUUAUCAACCACACUCAAAGUCAAAGAUGAAUCUCAUGAUGACAAUAACUGCCAAAACUUGGACAACAAUGCUUGGGAUACUUUUUCCUUUAACAUGCAUGGGGUAAAAGCUGAAAUGGAAAGCUCUAAUGAAGAUGAUGAAGAUGAAACAGACCAUAUUUGUCUGGGCAAUCGUGCAAAGUUGCUGAAGUUAAAAGAUGAUAAUGAGAUAAAAUCUAUGCCUUUUGCCACUGAAUGUAGCCCUAUUGCAGCAGAAUCUGCAAAGCCAUUCAGUAUCAACCGUAUGCGGAAAAGGAAAAAGACUGCCACUGAUUCAGUUGAAACAGCUCUGGAGGAAGAUGCUCCUGGACUCCUCCAGGUGUUAAUUGAGAAAGGAGUAUCAGCAGAUGAGAUCAAACUCUAUGGGGAGACAGAGAGUGAUGAUGCUCUAGAUGAGUCUUCUAGUGAAAGUUUUUUGGAGCUUGAAUCUGUGAUAUCAAAGAUUUUCACUCAGCGCCAUUCAUUUUUCAAGUUUGCUCCCAUACGUUGCACAAAGGGGGCAAGAGCUAGUUAUUGCUUGGCUUGUUUACUAUCACUUGUAGAGCAGACAAGAUAUUUGCAGUUUCGCAAAUGGCCUGUGGAAUGGGGUUGGUGCCGAGAUCUGCAGUCAUUUAUUUUUGUGUUUGAGAGACACAAUAGAAUUGUGUUAGAGCGUCCUGAAUAUGGCUAUGCAACAUACUUUUUUGAGCUAGUAGACUCUUUAUCCAUUGAUUGGCAGAUUAAGCGGCUAGUUACUGCCAUGAAGCUUACAACCUGUAGCAGGAUUUCUCUUAUUGAGAACAAAGCAUUAUUGGUUGGAAAAGACUUGACUCAAGGUGAGGCAAAGGUGCUAAUCGAGUAUGGUUGGAUACCAAAUAGUGGGUUGGGAACCAUGCUCAAGUACUGCAACAGAGUAGUGCACGACAGGAAGAAUGAGAAGGACACCUCAGAGUGGAGAUCCAAAAUAGGAAAGUUGCUAAUGGAUGGUUACAAUAGGGGAACAUUGGUAGCAACUAGUAUCCCAGAAGAAGAAAUGGAGUCUAGAGAUUCUCAAAGCCCAGAAGUCAAGCUGGAGCCUUUCUGAUUCUGAAAAUGUAAACAACUAAACCUGUAUAGAAAGAUCAAGUGGUUAAUUGUUACUUACAGAUGGAAGAGUGUAGUACAUCCUGAGUACUUUAGUGUACACUGCCGAAUCAGUGAACAGAAAAGUAAGAUGGUGGAAAGAAGAAAAGCAGACAUUAGAUUGUACAUAGUGUAGUUUGAUGGAAUUGAACCUUUGUCGUAUAAUUUCUUGUUUGAUCUAUCUUUUGUCAAGUAGAUAAGUAAACAAGAUACGAUGAGUCUUUUUUACAAUGUAAUUAGGGUAAAUGGCACAAUUAGUCCCAGUCUAAUUAGGAUUAAUUAUUGUUAUAAGGCAUUUUAAAGUGCCCAACAUUAGAUGAAUUCUUAUUUUGUGUUGUCCGGUAUAAAUUUUAAUAAAUGGGGUUCGAAUUUAAAUUAA
Messenger RNA from Humulus lupulus (European hop), 2968 nucleotides. RefSeq lists its product as uncharacterized. NCBI's taxonomy places the organism in Eukaryota, Viridiplantae, Streptophyta, Magnoliopsida, Rosales, Cannabaceae. The record is from RefSeq and is a predicted model, not a curated record. Bases 83 to 2551 code for a protein of 822 amino acids. The transcript is spliced from 14 exons.